GCUUAAUCUCCUUUUCCAGGCGUUGACCGUCAUCAAACCAGCAAUGCACGCUUUCGAUACCGUCACAGACCAUAGUCAUCCAGACAAAAUGCUUUGUUUCGCAGAUAUCUCCCAAAGCCCUGCCAUGGUCCACUCCAUCAUGUUCGCCGCACAGGCGUUUCACGACAUGUCGCUGGGGGCCUCAUACGGACCAGUGACACGAUUCCAUCUAGCAAAGACCCUCCAAUAUCUCCAGCAAAGUCUGGGAGAUAGGAUAGAAGCCACAAAAAGUUCCACCAUGACUGUUGUUGGACUUCUUUCAUUGGCAGGCAUUAUUGCAGGGGACCUGGAAUCAGCGGCAAAGCAUAUGGAUGGGCUACAGAGAAUGAUUGAAUUGCGCGGGGGCUGGGACUCACUCAUCGACCGAGAGACAAUAGAACACAAAGCUAAAACGAUAGAUCUUUAUCUCGCCGCUGGCACUGGUAGCAAGCUGCGCUUCGUCGAAGAUAUGUCCUGGGGCCCCCAUAUCGCUCAUGGUAGACUGGCUAGCCUUUCUCCGGAGCUGAAAAUGGUACAUCCACGGCCUGAUCCAAGACUCUUGAACGUUUGGGCCGAUAUACGGGAAUUUUCUAGACUCGCCAACAAAGCCACGACCACGGGGGUCAAACUGGCGGCCACAUCUUUCUUACAGCUCAGCAGGUCGGCACCAUACCGACUGCUCUCUUUGCAAUGUGUCCACCCUUUGCACGAACUAUUGAGGCUAUCCAUGCUUGCAUUCCUGAAGCCUCUCCUGAUCAAAAUACCUGGAGUGGGCAGAAAGAUGACUUACCUUGCAGAGAAGCUCAAAGCCAGUUUUCUUGAGCAGACGUUCCCACCUUUGGUUGAACAGGCCAGUCUUGUUCUCUGGUCUUUGUUUAUAACGUGCUUAUCAAUCUUUGAAGAACAGGAUCAGAAAUGGUUGCGAGCGCUGGUGAUACAAACCAUGGACACACUUGGUCUGAGAACAUGGGCGGAUACUAGGGCUGUUCUCAAGAGCUUUUUGUGGGUUGACUUGGUACUUGAUCAGGCCGGUGAGAGGGUGUUUGAGAGAUGUGUACACCUUCAAGGAUAUAUAGAUAGAUAGACUGACAGAUGUUACCAUUUAUUGCGGCAAUAUACCUUCUCAGUUACC
Molecule: messenger RNA, 1150 nt
Organism: Aspergillus caelatus
Lineage: Eukaryota; Fungi; Ascomycota; Eurotiomycetes; Eurotiales; Aspergillaceae
Exons: 3
Coding region: 44-1102 (352 amino acids)
Source: RefSeq, a predicted model, not a curated record